GUAGCAGAGCCAGACCUGCUGAAAGCCUGUGCUGGGGCUGACAUCCUCCUCUUUGUAGUGCCCCACCAGUUUAUUGGCAACGUGUGUGAUCAGCUCAAGGGCCAUGUGAAGAAAGAUGCUGUUGGGAUGUCACUCAUCAAGGGGGUGGAUGAAGGACCAGAUGGGCUGAGGCUGAUCUCAGACAUCAUCCGUGAGAAACUGGGAAUAGAGAUGAGCGUCCUCAUGGGGGCCAAUAUUGCAAAUGAAGUGGCAGAAGAGAAGUUCUGUGAAACAACCAUCGGCUGCAAGAACCUGCAGCACGGGCAGAUGCUGAAGGAGCUGAUGCAGACACCGAAUUUCCGGGUGACAGUGGUGCAGGAAGCUGACACUGUGGAGAUCUGUGGGGCUCUCAAGAACGUUGUGGCUGUAGGAGCAGGGUUCUGCGAUGGGCUCGGCUACGGAGACAACACGAAGGCUGCCGUGAUCCGUCUGGGACUUAUGGAGAUGAUUGGCUUUGCCAAACUCUUCUGUAAGGGCCCUGUCACCUCCUCCACGUUCCUGCAGAGCUGUGGGGUCGCUGAUCUCAUCACUACCUGCUAUGGUGGCCGCAAUCGAAAGGUGGCUGAGGCUUUUGCCAAGACUGGGAAGUCUCUGGAGCAGCUGGAGAAGGAGAUGUUGAAUGGGCAGAAGCUGCAGGGUCCCCAGACGUCUGCCGAGCUCCAUCGCAUCCUGAAAAGCAAGAACGCAGUGGAGAAGUUCCCCCUCUUCACAGCUGUGUAUCAGAUCUGCUACCAGGGCAAACCUGUUACUGAUGUCAUCAAGUGCCUCCAGAACCACCCUGAGCACAUGUAA
This is a messenger RNA of Nestor notabilis (Kea), 831 nucleotides long. RefSeq names its product glycerol-3-phosphate dehydrogenase [NAD(+)], cytoplasmic-like. Gene Ontology annotation, biological process: carbohydrate metabolic process; glycerol-3-phosphate catabolic process. The transcript has 6 exons. Gene Ontology annotation, molecular function: glycerol-3-phosphate dehydrogenase [NAD(P)+] activity; NAD binding; protein homodimerization activity. The record is from RefSeq and is a predicted model, not a curated record. NCBI's taxonomy places the organism in Eukaryota, Metazoa, Chordata, Aves, Psittaciformes, Psittacidae. The annotation marks the transcript as partial. Gene Ontology annotation, cellular component: glycerol-3-phosphate dehydrogenase (FAD) complex; cytosol.